AUGGAUUACGAAGCGUAUCUUGAUGCUUUUCAAGCCGAGCUAAAUUACAAGCCGAAAGCUCCAGCUUUUGGUCAUCCUCCCGCAGCUGGUGAAAUAGGAAGUGCUAGAAAGGCCUCCAGACCUAAUUCCGAAAAUGCUCCGCUUUCUGACGAAAAGAAGGAGGCAAUAGCAAAGGCGAAAGGCGCAGCGAAAAAGGAUUUGCAGGAUCUUCAUGCUGAUGGCCUCAAUAUCAAGACAAUGACUCAAGAUGAUCGAAUAAAAAUGAUCACCGAAGGCCUGAAGAGUUUCGUCGAAAACGACAAAAUCGCCAAAGAAAUCAACAAUAUGUUCCAGGACCCUCGAUUCAAUUUGGAGGACGCAAUCAAGCGUGAUCCGUUGAAGAUUUCACUGAAAACGAUCAAAGGCUGA
This is a messenger RNA of Oikopleura dioica, 408 nucleotides long. The record is from the annotation of a GenBank genome assembly. NCBI's taxonomy places the organism in Eukaryota, Metazoa, Chordata, Appendicularia, Copelata, Oikopleuridae.